Messenger RNA from Leucoraja erinaceus (little skate), 1655 nucleotides. Its product is annotated as protocadherin-18-like. The transcript is spliced from 4 exons. Lineage: Eukaryota; Metazoa; Chordata; Chondrichthyes; Rajiformes; Rajidae. The record is from RefSeq and is a predicted model, not a curated record. Bases 138 to 1343 code for a protein of 401 amino acids.
CCCAGCCGCCCGCACCCACCUGCUGCCGGUAACGGCGGUGAAGGCGGCGGACCCUGACUCCGGGGCAAACGGGGAGCUGGUGUACGAGUUGGCGGCGGCCGAGGGCGAAGUGGGCGGCGUGCGGCGGCGUGUUCGGGAUGGGAAUCGGCGGCGAGCUCCGGGCCAACGUGUGCCGCCUGUCGGGGCUGCCCGGCCGGGAGUGGCGGCUCCGGGUGCGGGUCUGGGACGGCGGCAGCCCCCGGCGCUCGGCCAGCACCGUCCUCACCGUCUCCUUCGUCCCCGCCGCCACCGGGAGCCUGGCACCGGCCGCCGUCACCGGACUCGCCCUCGCAGCCGUCUGCGCGGCCCUUCUGCCCGUUGCGUUGCUGCUACGCUCCGUUUGCGGUGACCGGUGGCGGCGGCGGCGGCGAGACGGCGGCGCCUACAACUGCCGGCGGGCGGAGACCGACUACCGGCCGCAGCCCCGCCGCCCCGAGCGGCUCAUCCACAAAACCGACAUCGCCCUGUUGCCGACGUCCCGCCGAGCCGAGCCGCCCUCCGACCCGCUCCCGCUGCCCGCAGCCGGGCUGUCCGGAACCGAACCCCUGACACCCAGCCCGGGCCGCCAGCGGCACCGGCACCGGCAGCUCCUGCGGGAACUCGUCCGCCUGUCCCGGGCUGGUUGUCCCGACGGAUCCCUCGAUCUGGCCGCCGGCUCGCCGCAUGUCCAGCAGAUCUCGCAGCUUCUCUCUCUACUCCACCAGGGCCAGUUCCAGGCCAGGCCAAACUUUCGGGGAAAUAAAUAUUUAAAGACGUGCAGGGGGACGGGGGCCGAGGCUGACCAGCCGACUCGGAAGGACAGUGGUCAGGGAGAGAGCGAGGGGGGAGACAGCGACAGCGAUGUUGGAUCGACCCCUCCCCUCCACGAGCUGCUGAACGAAGGGCUGAAUGGCCUGCUGGCCCGAGGAAGCUGGGCAACAUCUCCAGGGCAGGGUGGCGGGGCAGGUCGAGGGGAGCGCCUGAGCCUGGAGGACUUGUUCUGGGCUCUGCCCUCGACUCUCCCCUCUGACUACAAGGAGAACGUCUAUAGCCUGGAGUCCGAGACGGUGCCGGAGACGGUGGACGGGGAGAGGACAACGUUCUCGACGUUCGGCAAGGGCGUGCCGGAGCAUGGGGCGGCCUUCCUCACCGAGAUGGCCGUGCUCUUCCAUCAGCUCUUGGGGCAGAGCCCCCAGCCCGGCUCCCACCUGGAGCCCCAUCUCCCGGACCACGGCCAGGUGUCAGAGCGGUCUAGCGACGGCCGCCUGCCCAGCCUUCAUGAGUCGCCGGAACAGAGAGCGGGAUCGGAGCCACCGGCUCAGUAAUGGUGAGAGAUCGUCAGAGACCCCGGUUCAAUGCUGACCUUGGACACUGUCUGCCUGUGUGGAAAGGAACUGCAGAUGCUGGUUAAUACACAAAGUGCUGGAGUAACUCAGCGGGUCAGGCAGCAUCUCUGGAGGACCUGGAGAGGUGACUUUUCCCUUCUGCGUAAACCAGCGUCUGCAGUUCCUUACUUCUAAGACGACUGCAAUCUGAAGAAUGGUCUCGACCCGAUACAUCGCCUAUCCAUGUUGUCCUGAGAUGCUGCAUGACUCGCUGUGUUACUCAAGCACUUUGCGUCACUUUGACUUUGCCCU